Corythoichthys intestinalis (scribbled pipefish) is the source of this 3223-nucleotide messenger RNA. Its product is annotated as zinc finger protein 90 homolog. NCBI's taxonomy places the organism in Eukaryota, Metazoa, Chordata, Actinopteri, Syngnathiformes, Syngnathidae. The transcript has 6 exons. The record is from RefSeq and is a predicted model, not a curated record. The coding region runs from base 172 to 1650 and encodes 492 amino acids.
UCCUUUACGUCACGUUUGCUCUAACCCGAUUGGUUCGACUUGACUUCAGGUUUAGCGCUUCCCUUUCUCUACUACGGGCUGUUUUUUACUCAAAACAUUUACUUUUCUAAUCCAAACAACGUUUUUCAGCACACGAGGACAUUUCCAGAAUCACACGAGCUUACAGAAGCGAUGGAAAGCAACAUAUCUCUUCACUUGAAGCUUUCCUCCAUCCUGGAAACGUUGGCUCAGUCCGCCAUAACUGAGCUGAGCAAGGCAGUUGACGAAGACACAGUCGAGCUGCGUUUGGAACUCAUGCGGCUCCAAACGCUCAACUCGGUCUUAAAACAGAAGGUCGACACGCUUGAGAACGAGCUGACGGCGGCCAGGAGCGACGCGCCGGGUCUGUCUCGAAGCCGCAGGACCGUCGGCAUUCAGACCGACGAGCAGGUUCAGGAAUCUCAGGCUCCAGUCAUUGAGGGAGUCUUUGGAAAAGACUGGUGCUUUAAUCUGUGGAAUGAACAAUAUGAUGACAGUCCGAAAAUCUUUGGCCAGCAAGCUGACUAUGAUAUAGAUUCAUCCAUGGAUCUUGACCAUGUCUCCCCAAGCACUACGCCGGUGUUGGAGAUGGGGGCCGAGUUUUCUAGUUUUGAAUCUUUGACAGAGGCUAUUGAAAACUGGCAGAGGUCCAAUUUCGUGGAGCUUUACAAGCGUGGCUCCAGGACGGUGCAGAAUGCCAAAAAGCGGACCAGGAAAAAAUCAUACAACAGCAAUUUAGUGUUCGCCGAGCUGGACUAUGCGUGCGCUCAUGCCAGCAAAGGCUCUGAGUUAAAACGUUGUCCGUUCACCAUCAGAGUGCGAGUUACACCUGAUGGAAGGAAGCUCUACAUAAAGGAUAUCAGUCCUGUUAAUUGCCACAACCAUGAGCUCUCCAAGGCUGUGAUGACUGGACCCGACUCGGGACACGCGGAUCCGAUUCAGGUCAAAGUGGAGGAAUAUUUGGAUGGUAUUGCUAUCACCUCCCCUAACAAAAACCUCAGCCUGAAAACAGAUGAUGACGAAAUCUUCUCUGAGGAACUGGAACUGAUGCCGGCGUGGACGGCCCCCAUGGACGCAGACAGUCUAGAUCCUAACUAUAACAUUAACGGGAUGGAAGAACAAUCCGCGCAGUCGGCAGACGGUCUCGAAAACGGCCUAGACGUUGUCGGAAACAGUUCGAGCGAGCAGUCUUUGCAAGCGAGCUCGAGCGCCGCCGAGAACAAGUAUGUUUGCUUACGAUGCGAUAUUGUCUUCUACAACCCCAGCACUUUGAUGCAGCACCAAAGAGCCCACCAGCGGUACUGGUGCGACGUGUGCAAGGAGCAGUUCGCCACCAAGGCUGAAAUGAAGCAACACAACUGUGACAUGAACCCUAACAAGUGCCGCCUGUGUGGGAAAACCUGGGCCAGUCAGUCGGCGCUACAGACCCACAUGGUGGUCCACACAGGGGAUAAACGCUUCGUAUGUCGUUUCUGCGGGCAGAGAUUUGCGCAGAAAGGCAACAUGAGGAACCACCUCAUCCGGAUGCACAAGGGUUGCGAUGAAUGCGGGAUGACGUUUAACAACAAGUCGCAACUGAUGCAACAUUUAUUGAAACAUAAAAUGCGCACUAUUAGACAGGGGCUUUUAUAGGUCGAUUCAAGGAUAUGGCCAACUGAGACUGGCGGUGGGAACCUCUGGGUACCUCAGGACACAAUUAGCUCACAAGAACGAUGAUGUCACGAAAAAAAACAAGCUGUUUUCCACCUCAGUGAAGUUGGACCCCCAUCAAAUGCACAUUUAUGUAAAAAUGAUGUCAAUCGUUUGUGCUGUAAAAAGUUUUGCUUGUGCCGCUAUCGUUUUUAAGAUAUCUACAAUUGUUUUAUAGGUCAACCAGCUCCCCAUUUGGAUUAAAAAUGGUGUCUAUCGUUCAUGCUUCGUUUAUGCGUUUUUGCUUUUGUUUUUGAGGUAUUGAGAUUAGUGCUGCAACGAUUAAUUGAUUAACUCGAGUAAUUCGAGUAGUAAAAAGAUUCGAAUUAAGCUGCUUUGGGUACUUGUUAAAGUGGUGUUGUAAUGGUUUUGAAAAUGUAAGCAUUUGUUUUAAUAUUUUAGGUGGAUACACUGCCCUCUAGUGGCAACAGUGAAUACGACAUAACUCAUUUCACAUGGCUGCAUCCAGCCGCUUCCUGUUAAGACCAACUUAAGCUGAGUUUUUGUCUGAGCUGUGUUUUUAAUGCAUUCGUAAUUCAGUUAUCAGUAUAUUUAGCUGUUUUUGUGGGAGUAUGUGUUUGAACCAUUUGUUAAGAGCAUGGGGAAAAAAAUUUUUUUUGUAGCAUUUAAGCUAGAUGACUUUUGCUUUGUAAGUUAGCCCAUUGUGAUUUUGUUGUAUUUGGAUCCUCAUUUAUUCAUUUCUUUAUACCAUUUAAGGCUUAGCUGAGUUUUUUAUUUAUUUAUUUAUUUUUAUGUUCCUUAUGUGAUUACUCGAUUAUUCGAACUAACUAGUUCAUCGAUUAAUCGACUACUAAAAUAAUCGAUAGCUGCAGCCCUAAUUGAGAUAUCAAUUUUGAGUGAUGACGUCACUGGCAAAUUUACCAAAUCCAACUCCCGUGGCUGACGGACGGAGCGUACCAACUCUCUCAAUAAUAGAGGGGUGUCCCAACAACUAGCGCAAACGCAGCACUAAUAAAUGGCACCCCAUCGGGUCCAUUUUGCAGUAAAUGGGAGCCUUGAGAUAGUUUCUCGAAUUGACGUGACUCGCAACCCCCCCCAUUUAAUGCAAAAUGGACCCGGAGGGGUGCCAUUCUUUGGGCUACGUUUGUUGGGACAUCCCUUUGUUAUUGACAGACUUGGUACGCUCCGUCAGCCGCGGAAGUUGGAUACGGAAAAGCUGUGAGUGACGUCCUCACUGGAAAUUAAAAUCUCAAUUAGGGCUGCAGCUAUCGAUUGUUUUAGUAGUCGAUUAAGCAAUGAACUAGUUAGUUCGAAUAAUUGAGUAAUCUGAUAAGGAACGUGAAAAAUUAAAAUACCUGAGCUGAGCCUUAAACGGUAUUAAAAAAGAUAAAUAAAUGAGCAUCUAAGUCCACCAAAAGAACAAUGGGCUAACUUCCAUAGCAAAAGUGUGCUAGCUUAAAUGCUACAAAAUGCUAACUUUUUUUUUUUUUCCCAAUGCUUUCAACAAAUUGUUCAAACACAUAUUCCCAAAAAAAGAAGACUAAAUAUACCUAUA